GCCUGCGUGUGCUCUGUUUGAAGUGCCAUUUCCUCAUUUCUGACCUAGGACUUACAGCAGCUUCCUUAUUUUGAGAUCCCACACAAGUAGCGUUGUGAGUUGCUGUGACAGAGUCAGCUGGCUUUCUUGCAGUGUCCGUGUGUCAGCGCAGGUGGAAGAGCGGAGCGGGCCGUUAGAGAAAAAUGCAUUCUGAAUGAUAGCUACUGCUUGCUGAACUGAACUGAACUGCAGAGAUCUCGUGCCUGGAGAUGGAGAUGAUAAAGCAGAGGAAAUAAUCCAACUGCUGCCAUUGUGACACCUAAAAGAUCCUUUGUGCCAAAAUGAGCAGUCUUUGAGAAAAUCCUGGAAAGCUGUUAAACCUGAAAAAUGGGAGAAAGAGUAAGGAGCCCAGAUUCUGAGCAGGAGAGGAAAUCAGACGAGGAUAAAAAUAGUGACUCCUAUUAUUCAGAUGAAGGGAAUGCAUCUCGUUCAUCCAGCCAGUCGCCAGCACUAAGCUCUCCAUCUACAAACCAAGAAAAAAGGCAUCACAAAACACAGACUUCCAACAGCCUGUUGCACUACCAAGCCACAAAGAAAUUGGAUUCCAAAUAUGCACCGAGCAAAAGAGGGACACGGUGGGGUUUCCGUUCUCAGAGCCUCACCAGGGAUUCUCCUGCAAAAGAUAUAGAUCUUGUUACAAAAAGAGUUCUUUCUGCUAGGCUGCUGAAAAUCAAUGAGCUCCGAAAUGAACUCACUGAACUCCACAUCAAACUGGAUGAGCUGCAGAAGGAAAACAGGGCACUGAAGAGGCUUCAGCACAGGCAGGAGAAAGCCUUGAAUAAGUUUGAAGAUACAGAAAACGAAAUCUCUCAGCUCCUCGCUCAGCACAACAAUGAGAUUAGAAUAUUAAGGGAGCGCCUACGAAAAUCUCAGGAGAAGGAACGUGCAACUGAGAGACGGCUGAAAGAUACAGAAGAUGAACUGUACAGGAAAAAAACUGCCUUGCAGAAACUGAAAAAACUGUCUGCAGAUAAGCACCUUGCUGAAAGAGAUGACCUGGCAAAGAAACUAGCCUUAGCAGAGAGCAAGCUGGAGGACAGGGAAAAAAGAAUUAAGGAUCUGGAAAGAAAUCUUGAAUUAAGUAGUAGCAGUUUUCAACGAGAGUUACAUUCAAAGAAAAAAAAGUUGUACGAGGCUCAAGAAGAAAACAGAGUUCUCCAAGAGGAGCUUAAUCAUCUAAAUCAGAAGCUGAAGGAAAAAGAAAGAGAACUUGAAGCAAAAAAUAUAUAUGCCAAUCGUAUGUUGAAAUCAUCACCUAGAAAAGACAUGGAUAUUGUACAAAGAAAAAGAGCCAACAACCAAAAUAUAAAAAAGGGACUACAGCUCACAAAAAGUAUACAGACCAGUGGAUGCUUCUCACCAGCAGAACUUCUUCCAGAAUCAGAACUUGCAUGUGCUGACGCAGCAAACAAGAAAGAGGGAAUUCUUCCUAAAAUAGAAAAAGAAACUCAAGACAAAGCAUGGAAAGAACAAACAGAACUCUUAAGACAAGAACAAGACAGGGAGAGGGAAGAGAAACUGAAACAUUUUCAGGAAAUACAGUCCUUGGAGGAGAGGGUUCCAAAACUUCCUGAUGAGUGGCAAAGGAAAGAAUAUGACAAAAUUAAAAAAGAAAGCAACUUUUUAUCGGAUAAAGAAGAGAAAAUAAAGAUGGAGACAGAAAUUCACAAACCUGAAGUAGAGAGAGAAAGCACUGAAACACUGGAAGAGCGGCGAAAAAGAGAGUUCCUGCUUGCUAAAAUGCAAGAAAUUGAUAGAGAAAUUCAAAAUACAACAAACACAAAACCAACUUCCCAAGCACCACUCAUAAAUACAGCAAGAAAAUCUGAUUCACUAGAGAAAAAAGAGAAAACGAAUCCAUUCUUUGAGAUUCCUGGGAAAGUUACUAAUGGAUUUCCUGUAAAGGACAGCCAGGAUGAUGGCACAAGGGCACAAGGGCAGAAGCAGCGAAGCGUAAGGACUGUAGAUUUAAGUGGUGAGUUAGCAUUUGGUAGUUAUGUACCUUCCUUUGGGAAGGGAUCAGGGAGACCAAGUUGGCUCACUGAGAAAAGUGACAAAUUAGAAGAAAAUGUUAAGGAAAAUGCAGAUUUUGAUAGUAAGAAAGAAAAGAAGUCCAAUUUAAUGGAACAACUCUUUGGAAGCAGUACUGUUCUUCUUUCUAAAAAUAACAAUACACCACCUUUGGACAUAGAUUGGGGCUCUAGUAAUAAGCCUUUUGUUGAUAAAAACAGUAAAGUCAAAGAAGACAAUGGGCUAUUUGGUGAAGGAAGAAGCCUAAACAGACCCCGUCUGCAGUACACUACAAACAAGCCAGGAAUUAGUACGCUUGGUUCUUUAGAAGAUGAAGUUGAAGAAGUAGUCUUACAGUGAUCGUGUUUUAUAUGUUUCAUAUGUAAAUACUGAAAAACUAUUUUCUUGUAAUAUUUAUUAGGUAUAGAUUUGAAAUAUUUCAGAUUUAUUGUAAAGCCUUAUGAAGGAAUAAUUUACAUAGAUGGGUAUGUGUAUAGAGGAGAGAUGCAGAGGAGAGAUGCUUGGGGUUUUUUUACCUGUAUUUUUACCCGUAGGUCGCUCACAGUACGCUGCUUUUCAUUUGGAGUAUUUCUUUUAGGCCUCAGAUACUUUCUUUAUUGGGCAUUUUAAGAACCUCUUAACUGUGCCAGGAGAAGGCAUGUGUAAUAUCAGUCAUGAAAUGAGUAGAAGAGACAUUCUUAGCACUAAUUCUCUUAGAAAGAGUAUCUUAUGCUGCUGCCAUGUUAUCUCAGAAUGUCAAAAGAAGCACAAUUAACUCAGGAACAGUUGCUCUCUCCUUUUGCAUAGGUUUUUGUGGACCUUACUACCAAAUGUGUAACUCUUCUCAUAUAUUUAGAUUAUAUUUGUUAUACAAUGCCAUCUUUUGUAAUUUCUGAAUUUUCUAUGUAAAAUUCCAAUCAUUACUAAGUAAUUUUUAAACAAAAUUGUUUUAUUAAAUGAGUUGAGUAAAUUUCUUGUGUGUAGAUCAUCUUUAACACAAAGUUCUCACUUCUUGUAUCAUAUUAUUGGUAUUGGGGAUGUUGCCUUGUGAAGGCUGACCUAGAACAGAGACUAAACAGAGUUAAAGAAUAAAGUAGGUAUUUAUUAGAAGGCCUCAAUGGACACACCUUGGGCAGCACAAGAGCCCAACCAGGGCUACACCCAAGAUGAACCCAAAAUGGUCACAAAAUGGAUGUCCAAUCAUGAGGUAUCACUCUUUUAUAAGUUCUGGUCCAUUUGCAUAUUGGAGUUAAUUGUCCAGUUACACCUUCAGAUUAUGAAGUCCCAUCCUGCUUGCAUUUCUCUCUUCAGUCCACAUUAUCUUGGGCCUGAAAUGUGGAUUGUUUGUCCAUGGUCCCCAGCUAGAGAAGGAAUUGUUUUGUCUCCCUACCCUGUGAAGAGAGCUUACUAUCCCCUUAUAUGAAGCUCAGAACUACACACUAAACCAAUACAGAAUCUGAAAAAUAUAAAAGCUAAAACCUGAGGCAUCAGGGGGAGUUGGUUGCAACUUCACUCAUUAUAUUAUUUACUGGUUGUGCUGUGUACACAAAUGAAAAAGAUAGGCAAUGAAGAAUUUAGCAGUAUUCUAGGAAAUAAGAUGAAGGUCAUUCCUUAAGCUGAAGGUCAUUCCUUACUAGAAGAAGAGAUUUUCAAACACUGUCUGAUAUGCUCCCUCUGAGCCUGAUUCAAAACACACUAAAAUACAGAGAAUUCUUACGAUUUAAAGAUGCAUCGAGUCAAGAUUUUUCUGAACACAGUGGCUCUUCUGAAGAGAAAGGCUGGUGUCUUCAUCAUGCAGUAACUCUCUUUGCUCCUCCCUUUCAGAAAGAAAAUUAGUUUCAGAUCCAGGGUGUGGGACAGUUCUCACCAGGUGCCCGGUAGUGAAGAGCAGCUCAUGUUCACCUGCUUGCUUACAAUCCCAAUUACAUUCAUUGUGGUACUACAGAACUUACCUGGCUCGUUUUGCCUGCAGAUGGUCAGAAUAUCAGAAAUAUUUUAACCAACAACAGUGAAUUUAACUCUGUGUUGCUUUCCUGCAAUGACUUUUUGGGGUAAAUACUGUGGUGUAAGAGGUAGGAGAGGGCUGUGGGUAAACACUGUGGGUGUU
Molecule: messenger RNA, 4156 nt
Organism: Melospiza georgiana
Lineage: Eukaryota; Metazoa; Chordata; Aves; Passeriformes; Passerellidae
Gene: LCA5
Product: lebercilin LCA5
Exons: 9
Coding region: 367-2409 (680 amino acids)
Biological process (GO): intraciliary transport
Cellular component (GO): axoneme
Source: RefSeq, a predicted model, not a curated record